AUGGCAGACAUUAGCCGUAUUCAGAUUGACGAGAGAUUUGGCGUUUGUGAAGCUUCGGUUGUUCAGAUUUGCCAGAAAAUGCCUCCCACCAUGAACGGCCAUGUUGCCAAGGGAGAAUGGGACGACUACUGCUCCAAGGUUGACAAAGACUUGAAGAGACUGACAUCUGUGAGACCGUUUGUGGUGGGCAUGUUCAUUCUUUAUGUGAUUGUCAUGGUGGCCCUCUACAUUUGCGUCGAGCAUUUGGGUCUCUUGGAUGAAUACCGACCAACCACCUUGGUGAUUGAGAUCCUGGCUUCUGUGGGGAUUUUGUUUGCCGUCAUCUUCCUCUACGUGACAUAUGUCCGAUGUGCCACCAUUGGCGCUUUCAAGCGACGCACUUCCACCUUUAACGAACGAAGCUGCCCCCAACUGGAGCUCAAAUGCAAUCUCCCAUUCUUCCAAUUUACCGGUGGAAUUGCCAAAGGCUGGUACGUCCUGGUGAUUUCAAGAAAUGGCGUCGUGGAGACCGCAUAA
Messenger RNA from Seminavis robusta, 516 nucleotides. The record is from the annotation of a GenBank genome assembly. NCBI's taxonomy places the organism in Eukaryota, Bacillariophyta, Bacillariophyceae, Naviculales, Naviculaceae.